AUGCUUGACUUUGAGCAAGAUUUUUAUAAAUUUGUUAAAGCUUAAUUAGACAAAAAAAAGGGGACCAAAUAAAUAGGUACAGAUGAUUCAGGUAAUGAAGAAGAAACAAUAAAGAGUAAUUAUAUAUCUUUUAUAAAGAAAAUAGGUUAGUAAGUGAGAACAUCAAUAAAGUACUUCAAAAUGAAAGAAAAAAGAUGAAAAUUAGUAAAAUAUCAAAAGAAUAACAUUUUGAGAAUAAAAUGAAAGAUUUUGCAAAUAUGGAUACAUUUAUUGAUGUUAAACAGUUUCUCAAGAAUCUUAAUGAUUAAUAAAAGAAAAAAACAAAUAAAAAAGUGUUUAAGUCAUUCAAACGUAGUCCAUCGGAUAGUGAUAAUGAUGAUUUAUUUGAUUAUGCAGAAAUUGUGUAGAAAAGUAAAAAAUAUAUUGCAAAAACUUAAAAAUAUAGGACUAAACCUAAUAUUGAGGGCUACCUUAAAUUUGAAGAAAAACUUCAUUAGAAAACAGAAGAAAUAGAAGAAGUAAGAUCAACAAAUGAAAAAUUUUACACUGGAAUAGAUAAAUUAAUAACAGAUAUAAAUCAAAAAAAUGCUUAAUCUGAAAUAGAUAAGCAAUAUGAAAAAGAAAAAAAAAGACAUAGAGACUCUGUAGGUUCUGAAUAAUAAUUGCCAUAAAUUGUCUAAUUAGAUUUUGGAAAAGAUGAAUUAACAAUAAAGGCAGAAAGGAAAUUUAAAGAAUAAUCUUAAAAAGUCUUAUAACUUCUUGAAAAAACAACUAAAAUGUUAUAUAGAAAUAGAAUACCAUAGCCACCUAAUCCCAAAGUUUUAAAACAAUAACAAUAAUAACUAAGAGAAUUAUAACAACAUCCAUCUUCUGUGGAAAUUAGAAGUUCUAAAUAAAUCCUCAUCAAAAGUCGAAGUAUAAGUAAAGAUGUAAAAUUGCCAACAAUUAAUACACAUAACUAACAUCAAAAUGGAAAAAGGAUUGGAGCCUUACAUUAAUUAAGUCAUGCAACUUUGCCAGAAAUUAAACCAGGAUCUUUUGUUUCUCUUAGAGAAGAUAGGAACUUAGAAGAUAUACAUUAUUUUAAAAGCUACUAAAAUAAUAUUAUGAGAUUACAAAAUUAAGCUAAUAAUUUUAGUCAUCAUAGCCUUAGUUUAGAAGUAAAAAAUUAAAUAGGUGAUUUUAUCACUUAGGUAUUCUUUAUUCUAUAUACUUUAGGUAGAAAGUGCAAAAGAAUAAUUUUCUAAAAUGUAUCCUUCAGAUUCUUAAAUACAAAAAAUUUAGAAUAAUAUGACUAAAAAGAUGAAUACAAUUGGCAAGGCUCCUUUGGAGAGUUUGAAAUUUUUAACCAGAAGAAAAUUUAAUUUUUCCAGAAAAUUUGAAACAAAAAAUAAAAAGAAUAAAGCUCAAAUUUUUUGAUCAC
This is a messenger RNA of Paramecium sonneborni, 1423 nucleotides long. Lineage: Eukaryota; Ciliophora; Oligohymenophorea; Peniculida; Parameciidae. The record is from the annotation of a GenBank genome assembly.